Hyaena hyaena (striped hyena) is the source of this 1031-nucleotide messenger RNA. RefSeq names its product acyl-coenzyme A synthetase ACSM1, mitochondrial-like. Gene Ontology annotation, molecular function: fatty-acyl-CoA synthase activity; fatty acid ligase activity. The record is from RefSeq and is a predicted model, not a curated record. The coding region runs from base 35 to 793 and encodes 252 amino acids. Gene Ontology annotation, biological process: fatty acid biosynthetic process; acyl-CoA metabolic process. Lineage: Eukaryota; Metazoa; Chordata; Mammalia; Carnivora; Hyaenidae. Gene Ontology annotation, cellular component: mitochondrial matrix. The transcript has 8 exons.
AGACAAAUAAGAGCACAAGGAAGCAGAAGGAUAAAUGAUCCAGAUGACAAGUCUCAGGUUUCCUGCCCUGGAGCACUGCGCUACUGGUGGGGAGGCUCUGCUGCCAGAAGAACAAGAGGAGUGGAGAAGAUGCACGGGCCUUCUACUCUACCAGGCCUACGGACAAUCAGAAACAGGAAUAAGUUGUGGCACUUUACGGGGAAUGAAGAUCAAGCCAGGUUCCAUGGGGAAAAGCAUCCUCCCCUUCGACAUCCAGAUCAUUGAUGACAAGGGCAACAUCCUGCCGCUCAACACUGAAGGCAACAUUGGCAUCAGGAUCAAGCCCACCAAGCCCAUAGGCAUCUUCAUGUGCUAUGAAGACAACCCAGAAAAGACUGCCGAAGUGGAGUGUGGGGACUUUUACAACACCGGGGAUAGAGCAACUAUGGAUGAAGAGGGCUACAUCUGGUUCCUUGGGAGGAGUGACGAAGUCAUCAAUGCCUCUGGGUACCGAAUCGGGCCAACAGAGGUGGAGAAUGCCCUGGCGGAACAUCCAGCAGUGGCUGAAUCAGCUGUGGUGAGCAGCCCGGACCCGAUUCGAAGGGAGGUGGUGAAGGCAUUUAUUGUCCUGACCCCGGAAUACCUCUCCCAUGACCAGGACCAGCUCACCCAGGAGCUGCAGCAGCAUGUGAAGUCAGUGACAGCCCCAUAUAAGUACCCGAGGAAGGUGGAAUUUGUCCCAGAGCUGCCCAAAACCAUCACUGGCAAGAUUAAGAGAAGUGAACUUCGGAGAAAGGAGUUUGGUCAGAAGUAAUCAGUAAACACUCAGAAACCACUGUGUGAUCUUGCUCUAAUCCCUGGCUGCCUCAGUUUCCCCACUGUGAAAGGGUGAGCAGGGGAAUAUAGAGCAUUGUUUUGUCAGAGCAUCAGGAGUGUCCACAUUCUAGGUUUCUGGUUCUUUUCAGUUAGCAUCAGCUAUUGCCCUCCCUUCACAUCCUUGGGUCACUGCUCUGAGUGUGGCCUGGGUAAUAAAACACUAACUUCAGCAUCCA